AUGUCCAUGAAGCUUUACAAGCGUUUCAGCGCUGAAGAUGAGAGCGAUGCUUUUGCUACGAUGGAGAAUGUGCUGUUGCAGCAGCAGCAGCUUCUCUUGACGCAGGUAGAGGAAGUUGAGCAGGGUAUUUCAGGGGAGGUCACGGGCGACCCGAUAUCUCCAGUCGAACCACUUUUGCCGACUGCGUCAACCCCGACUUGGAAUGUCCCUCAAGCAUCGCCUAUUCCUCCUCCGGCCGCCCCCCGAGAAUAUCGUUUUACACCUGACAACCAGAACGCGGCAAGCCAACUUGACUUUCCGUCAAUAGCUCAACCGUCAGGAUCUCAGUUCCCUCCGGCGGAGGAUGAUCGGGGCUUGGUCUUCGCGUCUGUGGCUCCAAGACGAGCAUCGCCUCCUCCGCAAGCUGCCUUUGGAAUCCAGGCGCCGUCACAAGCACCACCCGCCGGAAUUGUUCAACCAUUGUCUCCAGCUCCCAGGGGACAACAUGUGUCUGAGCCACGUGCGGCCCAUGACAUGAGCGGAGCCGUGCACAUCAGACGCCAACUAGAUGAACAAGAAGAAAGACAAGAGUCGGAGCGAGAUGCAAAGUGGUGGGCCGACAUAGGCAAAGACAUUUCGCCGGCGAGACCCCAGAACUCUCGUAAAAGACAGGGCGACGAGUUGCCCGGUACAGCUGGCAAACGACAGCAAACCGGAAACAGCCACGCGCGCGGUCUUCGUGGCGGAAAGGAAGAGGGGAACAAAUGGUUCCGCGAACUCUUCAAGAAGUUGAAUCCUUUUCCCUCUAGAGAUCGAAAUGGAAAGGAAAGCAAGCACCAGCAUUCCUUUGGUAACGACCAGAUCAACUCCGACACAAGUCAGACUCACUAUCAUGAAAAAAGCGUCGAAGGACUUCUCAGGAUUGCUUCCCUGAAAAGUCAAUUCCAUCCGGUGCAUCAAGAAGAAAUGGCCGUCAGGGACCAACUAGCAGACCUUGUCACACUCUACGACAGCAUGACCACUCGUUUCAGUCGUCAAACGGCCAGCAGUCCUGAUUACGAGACACAAAGGCAGAUCGAAACGCUGCUCGAAGCUUUCAGAAAGUUCCCCGUUGAGCUCUUCGAUACCCCGGACACGUGUCGUACUCUUGAAGACCUCGCGACCUUUUGCGAAACCACGGACCGCACGACCCCCAAGACCCCGGAAGAAGAAGAACAAAAAGCGGCGGCGCUCGCCAGCGCUGCGGCGAUGAUAGGCCAGUGCCACGACCGGCUAGAGAAGCAGACUCUCUUUGCAGCCAAGGUUUUUGUAGACGGUGAAAAGACGGGGGGCCUGUUUGCAAAUUGGAUCAACGGGGAGCGUGGACAUCUUGCACACGAGGCGGCGUUCGGGGAGAGGGCCCGUCAGACGCCGAAGCUUUUUCGCAGAGGCCGGGGGCAGUAUCAUGUAGUAUAA
This is a messenger RNA of Colletotrichum siamense, 1434 nucleotides long. RefSeq lists its product as uncharacterized. The transcript has 3 exons. Lineage: Eukaryota; Fungi; Ascomycota; Sordariomycetes; Glomerellales; Glomerellaceae. The coding region runs from base 1 to 1434 and encodes 477 amino acids. The record is from RefSeq and is a predicted model, not a curated record.